AAGAAAGAUCUCUUUCUCCCGGAGAGCAUGAAAGCGAUCGUACCGACCGGUGCUGAUCGCGGUGGAUCGGGUGUAGUAGUAGUAUGCUUUAAGUGAUCGUCUGGAACGGACGUGUCUGUGGAUGGACACUCAUGUGGUCGUGCUUUGAGCAAAAGAGUGGUUCGCGUGCGUGUGUGUAUGGGGAAAAUUGUUUUCCCGCUGGAAUAUUGUGCCGGUCAAAAGUUGGUACUACACGGUAGCGUGUUUGUGUGCAGCGGUGUUUUAUUUAGUGGUAAUUCAAAAACAACAACCUCUCCCAUGUGUGUGUGUGUCUGUAGGUAACAUUUUAAAGCGAUAUACACACACUCCCAGUAAGGGCGGUAAUGCCUAAGUUUAUGAGUGAAAAGGUCGUUAAAAGAGCACCAAAAAAAGCUCGUGCUAUUUAAGCUACUGGUGAAGCCUAAUUAAUGCCUAAACGAUUCAAAUUGAGGAGCAGUUCCUGUUUAUGAGCUGAUGUGCUAAUACCACUCAGGGAAAACGAAGAAGACAAAGUGUGUGCCAGUGUGAGUGUGCGUUUUUUUGAGUGAAAUUUAAAAGUGCAAUGAAUAAAAGCAACCGUACGAAUGCCGCACGGAAGACAACGCCGGUGGCUUAAAUUUCCCUGUGACCUAAUAAAAGUUUCGUUUAGCUGAGUGUGUGGUGGAAGUGGUGGAACAAGUUCAGCAGUGUCAUUUCAUUUUGUGACCUCAUAAUUCCUAAUUAUUAUGUGCAAAAGCCAAAGUUGUUGUGUUGUGUUGUUAACGCGACUGCUCGAAUGAAAAGACUUGAGCCCGCCAAGAAUGCCAGUACCGGAAUUUGGCCAGCGCUGAAAGCGACCGCAACCUCGAGGGCAACUGUACGAGAACGAUAGACCACGGACGAGGGAAAGAAGGAGGGAUUUACAACCUUCUUCAAUAUUUAUUGCCUACUUUGAACGUGGACGAGUCGUUUUGAAUUUGCAUCGUCAGCAUGACCACGGCACAGGAAAGCCGUUCCGCCGCUCGAGCCCGUAAGCGAAGAAAAAGGAUUCACACCGGUUUGAGGUCACCGGUGCCGCUGGGUUUCGUUGUGCUGCUCGUAGGCCUCACGGUGGGAGGAGGACCCACCCCCGGCACGGCCGCACCUUCCCUGUCCGCCAAAUCGUGGCCCUCGAUGAAGACGUACGACAUUUGGGGAGCGCCGGCGGGCCACCAGCAGGACACGGAGUCAGGGGCAAGGUCGAGCGAUUCCUUUGACCUAGUUACGAACCGGUACGGCAACGGGACGGGAACCGGUUCGGUGCGGCGCAGCCGGUACAGCUACGGCGAAUCGACCGGUGUCGCUUCCUUCUACGGUGACGCAAGCAGCCGGCCGCAGGGCGGCACAAGACGACGCUCCGGGAAAGUGCUUAACUUCCUGCCGGUACCGGUCGAUGACGAAUGCCUGUCGGAUGAUGGCCGCCGGACGGGCAUGUGCAUGAACGUGUACGAGUGCCGCAUAGGGGGCGGAACGGCACGGGGCCAAUGUGCACUCGGCUUCGGUGUGUGCUGUGUGUUCGUUGCCACCUGUAACGAGGAGAUUGUGAACAACAUUACCUACUUUGUGUCGCCCUCGUUCCCCGGCAUCGUGCCGAAGGAUCUGGGCAGCUGCAAGCUUAAGAUUAAGCUGAUGAAUCCCGACAUCUCGCAGCUCAAGUUUGAUUUCAUCCACUUCGCAUUGGGUCAGCCGAAUCGACGAACGGGGGUGUGUGAAGGCGACCUGUUCCGGCUGAUUGGAGGCAUCAGUCCGUUUGAUCUGUGCGGGCAAAACUCGGGCCAACAUCUGUACUACGAUUUGAACCCUAAAAGCCGUGCCGAGGAGCCGAUUGAGCUGGAGAUGAACUUUGCUUCCAGGUCGUUCGCACAGCGGCUGUGGGAGAUUCGUGUGUCGCAGAUCCCGUUCAGUCAACGGUCGCCGAGCGGAUGUAUGCAGUACUACACCGGAUCGGAGGGGCUGAUACAGACGUUUAACUUCGCGGAGAAUGGGCGGUAUCUAGCGAACCAAAACUAUCGUGCCUGCAUUCGGCAAGAGAAGGGUAUGUGCUCCGUAUCGUACGAACCGUGUGAUGAUCAAUCGUUUCGGAUUGGAUUGCCGGGUUCGGGCGGACAGGGAGCACCUGGAGGAGCAGGAGGAGGCCCUCUAGGAGGCAUCGGAUCGCCAGGAGGAUCGGCGGGACCAACCUCCGGAACUGGACCGUUUUCCGAUCCAUCGUUAGCGGAUGAUCCUCUUGCCCCUGCGGCCGAUAUCCCAGUGGAAACUUCGCCAGUUGCAGAUCCAGUCGUGGAAGCACCAUCUCCAGAAGCACCAGCGGCGGAUUUGGAAACGGCAGCCGAUGAACCAGUACCGGCAGAGGAAGAUCCCGAAGUCGCCGCCGAUGAGCCAGCGGCGGAUGAGGAAGGCUCAGGAGGUGGCGGUGGUGGAUUCUUCGAUGGGUUCUUCCCAUCGUUUUUCUCUCGUAGCAUCUUCGAUGAGGAAGAAGAACAUAUCAAAGCUCCGAAAAAACGUAAAGGUAAGGCCAUGGCACGAGCCGACUGGCACGCUCGUCAGUUCGAUGGCAUCAACUGUCUCGAUCGGAUCACAUUACCGUGCAUCGUGGAGGAUUUCAUAGGCGUAGGGAUGGGAGAUUUGCCCAGCUGCCGACCGGUACACUGCGGUAACUCACUGUGCCCGCCAGGAGUUUCACCGUGUCGGGUGGAGACGUCCGUCACACCGUUUCGGCUCGGAAUACACUUUGGCGAGGGAAUCGAUCGAGGUAGUCCGGAAGAUAAUAUCGGUGCGUGUAUCCGGUACAAUCAAAUUCCUUGUGCGGGAUAGACUGUGUGAGCGAGUGCUUCAUGAUGUGUACAGGAAGGAGAAGAAGUGAGAAGUCUGUAAAAAAACUAGGUUGUAGCUGUGUCUGUAGUCUGGGUGGUGAGUGUGCUGAAUGUAUUUAUUUGCCAUGAACGAGUGCGAUGAAAAUGUAGGUUAGUACACGUGUAGACAGUAAGUGGUACGUCCAAGAAGAGAAGUAUUAGGUUAAUGUGUAAAUCGUCAUGCGACUUUGGCUUGGUUCGAAUGCACUGCAUUUCAUUAAUUCUUCAUCACAUCACUCUUCUUAAUAUGAAAAUGCAUUAUAGAAUAGAUCUCUACCACUGCACCACACGAUUAGUAAUGUACUGUCCUGCACUGGAGGUUUUAGUUGAACGUAUAUUCAGAGUUCCUAUCGACAGGAACUCAAACAAUAGCCUGGACACUGGCUGUACCAUAAUUUAUUUUAGAAAUAAACAAACAAAGAUGACAGCUUUGCUAAAAUAAAGUAAUAACCAACUAAGAA
Anopheles gambiae (African malaria mosquito) is the source of this 3349-nucleotide messenger RNA. RefSeq lists its product as uncharacterized. The record is from RefSeq and is a predicted model, not a curated record. The coding region runs from base 988 to 2850 and encodes 620 amino acids. Lineage: Eukaryota; Metazoa; Arthropoda; Insecta; Diptera; Culicidae. The transcript has 5 exons.